GUGUCAGGCGGCGGCGCGAGCGCGGCUCCCUUGGCGCUGAGGGGGGAGAAAAGGGCUCGAGAAGGGGAGUGAACCGCGGUGGGAGACCCCGGCGCCGGCCCCCAUUUCGGAAGCUCAGGGGUGGUGGUGGGGGGGUGGGGGAAGGCGGCGACGACGGUUGGCACUUAGGGCGACUUCGCUGUUCCGUUCCCCUGACUUGAAUUCGUUGGGGGCUCGCCAAAAUGAGUAUCGAGAUCCCGCAGGGUUUGUCGGAGCUGCUGCAGGGCUACACCGUGGAGGUGUUGCGGCGUCGGCCGCCGGAUCUCCUCGACUUCGCCGCCGAUUACUUCGGUCGCCUGAGGGAUUCCCGCGACCAGCAGCUGCGCGAGGAGGCGGCCGCCAGGGGCAAAGGAGUCAUCUUCGACGGGGAGCCUAUGCAGACCGAGUCAAACGGCGAAGAGUCGAGGAGGGAAGCGGCGGCCGAGGAGGACUCAGACUCCGACUUCGAGCCUCCUGUUAUUAACAAGUUUAACAGAAGAGUAUCAGUCUGUGCGGAAGCCUUCAACCCAGAUGAGGAGGACGAAGAUACAGAGCCAAGGGUAGUUCAUCCAAAAACAGAUGAGCAGAGAUGCAGACUGCAGGAAGCCUGUAAAGAUAUUCUCAUCUUCAAAAACUUAGAUCAGGAACAAUUGUCACAAGUUUUGGAUGCCAUGUUUGAAAGAAAAGUGCGACCUCAGGAACAUGUAAUUGACCAAGGAGAUGAUGGAGACAACUUUUAUGUCAUUGAAGAGGGAUCAUAUGAUAUUUUUGUAGCACGAGAAAGCCAAACUCGCUGUGUUGGUCGCUACGAUAAUCAUGGCAGUUUUGGGGAACUCGCCUUGAUGUAUAACACUCCUAGAGCUGCAACUAUUGUUGCCACCACAGAAGGGGCCCUUUGGGGACUGGAUCGUGUAACAUUCAGAAGAAUUAUAUUGAAAAAUAAUGCAAGGAAAAGGAGAACGUAUGAAUUAUUUAUUGAAUCAGUACCUCUUCUUAAGUCACUGGAGCCAUCUGAGCGAAUGAAGAUUGUUGAUGUAAUAGGAGAAAAGACAUAUCAAGAUGGAGAACGCAUCAUUGCUCAGGGUGAUAAGGCGGAGAGUUUUUUCAUUGUAGAAUCUGGUGAAGUAAAGAUCAUGAUUAAAAGCAAGACCGUGACGGUAAAAGAUGCAAACCAAGAGGUAGAGAUUGCUCGAUGUCAAAAAGGACAGUAUUUUGGAGAGCUUGCACUUGUUACUAACAAACCAAGAGCAGCCUCUGCCUAUGCUGUUGGGGUAGUCAAAUGUUUAGUUAUGGAUGUGCAAGCAUUUGAGCGGUUACUUGGGCCCUGCAUGGACAUUAUGAAGAGGAAUAUAACACAUUAUGAAGAGCAGCUGGUGGCUUUGUUUGGUUCAAGCAUGGACCUGAUCAAUCCAGGCAAUUAGGCGCAGAGUGCCUUGAUGCCUUCUCAGUUCAAGACAUAGAAAAGUCUCCUAUUAGUAACAGCGCAGCACCACACAAAUGAAAAAAAGGACACUACGGGACAGUGGCUGUUGGUGUCUUCUUGGGCAUUUUUUUUAAAAGAAACCUACGCAGGUCUCAGCAUAGCUGGAGGGUUCAGGGCUCACUCCAGGCCUCCGCUUUGCUGCUGAAAUUUUGUUAUUAGACCUAGCCUACUGCUGAGUCUCUUAAUCCUCUUUUCACAUUGCUUGGUUCAGAAUGGCAUGUUUCUCCCAACAAUUCAAGUGCCUGAUACUAAAGAAAUGGAGCAGCCAAUUUGUUGUUCUUGUUAAAAAAAAGAAAGGAAGGAAGGAAGAACAAACUUUGAAAUCAGAAAUCUGGAUGGUUGGUGGCUGUUCCUACACUUGGAAAUAGCUCCCUUCUUAACAUUACCUUCUUGUUGACAGCUUUUUUUUUCCUCACACGAUCAAAAUCUGAUUUUAAUAAUGAUACAUUUGGAUUUGAAUGUCAAAAAGGAUGGGACAUUUGUAGGAACAGCAGGUUAACCAGUUCUGAGUCUUUCUUGUUCUUUUCUGGAAAUGGGAGUGUGGUUGUUUAAAGCUGAAGGGUUCCAAUGGAACCUGGUCGAUAAAUAAUGGACAGUGAAGUAAAAUGCUGAAUUGUGAGAUGUCUUAAGCAGAGUUUCAAGACUCCAGUGAGUUUGAAUCAUAGGUCAUGAGGUUCAGGGGCCGCAAAGGUUACGCAGAAGAUUUGCUGCUGUUUUCUAAAUUGGACUGAUUUUUGGCCUGCUGGGAAACAGCAGAAAUUUCUUUUAAAUUUCUGCUUAUGGAGAUUCUUGGUACUUCUAGAUUUUGCAUAGCAUUGCCAUUGGCAAAAUCUGUUUUAAUGCUUUUUUUUAAAAGAAAAAAGAAAAAAAGGGUUGGGUUUUUUUGUAAUUUAAGAAAUAUUUAUGUACUAAUGGGGUCCAUUAUACUGUAAUACUUUACAAUAUUAUAUAACUAUUGGAUAUACAGUUUCCAACUACAAUACCUAUUUGCUAAGUCCUUUUUGAAAAUUAACAGCAUUUUACUUCAAAAAUGAUUUUUUUAAAAAGCUAUAAUAGAAAAUAACCUCAUCUCUGGAGAAUUAACAUUGUAUUGGAGGCACUUUUUUGAAUGCAGAUUCAUUUAGCUGCAUUUCUCUAAGAUCUUGCUUGAAUCGGCAUAUAGCUGUCAGUUUAUAUAUAAUUAUUGAAAAGAAGUAACUCUUAAAUUUUACCCAAGUAUUAACCAUGUAAGAAAUUGCCAUAAAAAUAAUCUAAAUGUAGCAUCAGAAAUUAUUAGGGAAGAAGCUAUUGAUCCUGUAUGAAAUUGCAUCAGUUGCCAAUUCCAUUAUCAGUGUUUCUCAUCUUAUAUGUGUUUUAGGAAUAAAUUUUCAUUCAUUGUGGAUUUUCAGCUUAUAGAACAAGUCAAAAUUUAGUCAUUGUGCCAUCAAAAUUUGAUACAUAAUUCAGCCAUUCUGAAUUCCCAUUGGCAAUGCUAUAAAUCUAAUUCAUACGUUGCCUUUUAGCCUGGAGCUUGUUACCCCCUUUUUACAAUUUCUAUUCUGUGUUACUAAUUUAAGAUUUAAGUGUUUUAUAUGUUGUUGAAUCAGGAGAUAGCACUUGAAAAUAUUUUUUUUUCUUUUUAUAAUCAUUGCCGUUGAAAAAGUUACUGAAGCCCUGGCCAUCAUAUUUUGUUUCCCCCCCCCACCCCAAUAUAUAAAUUCAAACUUAGCUACAAUUUGAACAUCUGAGAAAAAAUGCUUUAUUUAUGUAAAGAUUUUACACCAAAGAUUUUAAAUGUAUGUUUCUCAAUUUGGGCAAAUUAUUACUUGGCUCUGGAUCUCAUAAAAGGGAUUGGUGAGAAAAGGUAAGUGGUACAGCCUUUAUUCUUGUAUAAGUAGCAAGUCAUUUAAAAAAAAAAACUCUUUAAGGCUUGGCCAAGUUACAGCUGAACCCAACAAAUGUGUUCUAGAACCACCAUUUUGGCCACAAAGGCAUUCCUUUCCAUUUCUUGCCCCAAGUUCUUUUGUGUCUUUUGUGAUGUAAUCUAACAGGUUAUACAAUUGGGGUAUCUCUCCUACCUAGUUAAUCUUCAGGAGCACUUGCUGGGGUUGGGAUAUUUUGAAGAGAAUUCUACAUUGGUAAGAAAGGAUCCAGGAAAAGUGAACUGAGGAUAUAUUCAAAGCCAUUUUCAAAUCGAAGUGAAUAGGAUGAAUUAGUACUAAUUUAUACAUGUUCUGCUUUAAAUGAAAACCCUAUAUUAUUUUGAAAGCAGACAAAUUGAAGGGCUGAUUUGCACAAUCCUAAACUGGGUUUAUCCUUUCAAUUGGUGCAAAAUCUUUUUAUCUAUGUGUGUUUGUGGCUGACCAACUGGUCAUACGAAUCACUUCAUUAUGAUAGUUGGUCACUGACAUUACUGUGAGUAUUGUUUGAGACUUCCAUCCUUAGGCCUAGUUGGAAUAGAUACUUUUAUCAUCAUCUGAUUUUAAUACAAGUUCAAUUUUUGGUUGAUUGUCGCAUUAAAGAAAUUAUUUUUUAAAAGAGCCAUUGGGAUCUGUCAGAGUAGAAAUUAUUUAUAAUGUAUAACUUAAAAUGAUUUGUUGUGCAGUAUUUGGAAUGAAAGCUAGAGCAAUCAUGUAAACAUCUGUUCCUUCCUUUGUGGAUUUCCCUUUCAUUUUGCAAAUCCAGCUGGAUUUCAGCAAGAACAGCUAUGAAUAAUUCAUUUCCAUCCUUGUAUCCUUCCUUUAUCUUGGCUUCAUUAACUUCUCAUGUUGCACAUCAUUUCAAAAUGUUGUGUAAUAUUCUUUCCUAAGGGCAAAUCUAGCAUUCAUUCGCAUAGGGUAAUUAGUGAUGUCUAGCUUUAAUAAGAGAACUCAGCAGCAAAGUGGCUAACUAGAGUGGUGUCUUCUGAGACUCUUUUUUAACUUAUAUAUCUUUUUUGAGGUUUCUGGGAAGAAUUUAUAGUGUCCUAUUCUUAAGAUAUGUCUACUGAUGUCACAGCACAAAUUUUCACAAUGUAUUAAAAUGAAAAAAAAAAUAUCUAAAACAAAUCGACAAGAAAGUGCAGCUUUGAGGGGGAAAAAAAACCUGACAUCCAUUUUGUCAUCUUUUUUUUUCUUGAAAUGUCUUUGUAAAAUUAGUUGGACAAAAAUGCAAGUUUUCUGGUCUUUUCCACUCCAGUUAUUAUUAUUAUUAUUAUUUUUGUGAAUACUGUGUGUGUAAGGCGAAUGUUUUCUGUUUGUUCUAAGCACAUGUUUCCUUUGAAGAGGCCUUUUCUGUGGGUUCUCCUUGAGCAGGCUGUAGGGCUAUGCUGGACCUUGAUCUUCCAGAAAAAAGAAAACGUAGACCCUAAACUAGCAGGAGCAUGACACAUCUUUACUGAGCCUAGCUAAAGCUUAAAACCAUGUGGAUUGCUGUGGAUGCUUUCCAGCCUGGUCCAAAAGGUGAUUUUAAUUUUGCAUAAAGAUGCUACCUCAAGGCUCUUAAGAGCUUUAAAUGUGUCUUGCCUGUGAGAAGGACACACAUUGAUUCUGAUAAGCUGUUCUGUUGCAUUAAGUAGGAGGGAUAUUUUCUGUCUUUUUUUGGGGGGGGGCGGAAUAUUUUAAAUCACUUUUACGUCUGCCACAUGAUUAUUUUCAAAGUGUGAGCAGUUUGCAGAGAGAUCUGUUCUUGCACUGUAGUGUUGCCCAAGAUGGGAAGAGAGUAUCUUCCACAUAAGACACUGGUCUCAUUCUGAUCUGAAGUUUGAUUUUACUUUCAACUAAUAAAAGCUGACAUACCAUGUCCAUCCUUUCUGACUACA
Messenger RNA from Pantherophis guttatus, 5279 nucleotides. RefSeq names its product protein kinase cAMP-dependent type II regulatory subunit alpha (gene PRKAR2A). Gene Ontology annotation, cellular component: cytosol; cAMP-dependent protein kinase complex. Gene Ontology annotation, biological process: negative regulation of cAMP-dependent protein kinase activity. NCBI's taxonomy places the organism in Eukaryota, Metazoa, Chordata, Lepidosauria, Squamata, Colubridae. Gene Ontology annotation, molecular function: cAMP binding; cAMP-dependent protein kinase inhibitor activity; protein kinase A catalytic subunit binding. The record is from RefSeq and is a predicted model, not a curated record.